AUGGAAGAGAAUACAAAGGCUCAAGUGCCAGAGGCCACUGCCCCUGCGCCUGAUGUGGAUGUCCCCAAGCGCGACGCUGAUGCCGCCAUGAGCGAGCCUCCAGCCAAGAAAGCACGAGUGGAGGAACCUACCGAGUCCAUCGCUCAAGAUAUGCGUGACAGAGGCAUUGCGCCAGUCAAGGCCGAGUAUGUCACUCCAACAAUCUCAGAGACCAAUCAAGCUGACUUGUCAAGAUACCGCAUCGAGACCGCCCCCAGGCCCCGCCCUACAACUACAACCGAGACGAGUCCCGACGAUGCGGCCGAGGCUGCGCCUCGUGAUGGUCGCGAUGCCCGUGAUGGUCGCGAUGCCCGUGACGGUAGCGAUGCCCGCGAUGGUGGUGGCCAAAGGGAAAAGAAGAAGAAGAAGAAGGGUCAAAACACUAACCGCAGCUAUGGCAAGUCCGACGAUGCCAAGGGCCUGUGCAGCACGAGAAUGUUUGCCAACGAGUUCUCUGCUGGUGAAUGUCAAUUUGGCGUGAGUUGCCGAUUUGAGCACGAUCUGCGUGUUUACCUGAAAGAGCACAAGCGCGAAGAUAUCCACACUUUCAAUGACCUCUGCCCUGUCUACGAAGCACUGGGUAAGUGCUCUGCCGGUUGGAAGUGUCGCAUGGUCGGCUCCCACUCGACCGAGAGAGAAACCGAGGAUGGCAAGAAGGAAUUGAUCUUGCUGGAGAAUGCUGAGCGCAUGGAGGCAGCCCGACCUCGUCUUGCUCAUGCGACCCCCGAACGAAAUGUCAACAUCAUUGCUACUGCGGAUAGAGUGUCGCUCACGAGAAAGAAGGAGAAGACACCUAGAGCUGAUGCCUAUACUACCUGGGCCAACCAGGUGUCUGCGGAACUGGAGAAGGCGAUUCAUCAGCGGUCUACAGUUCGCGAGAAUGGUGAGGUUGUUGAGCCAGCUGAAGCUGCAAAGAUCGACCUCGAGGAAAACCGUGCUCAGUUCCUCGAGCCUCCUUUCAUGCCCUCUGAGAAGAGACGCAUUUACUUCGGACCAGAGACUCCUGUUCUGGCACCUCUGACCACUCAAGGUAACAUGCCGUUCCGAAGACUUUGCGGAGAUCUCGGUGCGCAAUUCAGCUACUCAGAGAUGGCAAUGAGUAUGCCUUUGAUCCAGGGUACCAAGUCGGAAUGGACCUUGUUGAAGGCCCACGAGUCUGAAAUGGCUCCACCAAAUGUUAUCCAGGGAGACAACAUUGUCCAAGGCUAUGAUAACUCGAAGGAUUCCCGCUUCGGUGCCCAAAUCGCUGCCAACAAGCCGUGGCAAGCUCUCAAGGCCACCGAGGUGCUGUCAAAGUUCACUCCCAACUUGCGUGUGAUUGAUUUGAACUGCGGUUGUCCCAUCGAGCUUGUAUUCCGCGAGGGUGCUGGUUCAGCUCUUCUGGACCACCACUCGAAGUUGGAGAAGAUGAUCCGUGGUAUGAACGCUGUGUCGCAAGAAAUCCCAAUCACCGUCAAGAUCCGCAUGGGAACCAAGGACAACCAGCCUACUGCUCAGAAAUUGGUCGAGCGUAUGGUCCUAGGUGGAUACGAGUCUAAUGUUCUCAACCUUGGACCCCCCGGUGCUGCAGCUAUCACUCUGCACGGACGUAGCAGACAGCAGCGCUACACUCGCCAAGCCGAUUGGGGAUACAUUUCAGAGACAGCAGCUCUCAUCAAGAGGCUCAACCAAAAGAAGGACUCGCUGACAGACACCAUCCGCGAGCCGGAUGAGCGCCACAUGCCCAAUGGUGGCAAGACCUACUUCCUCGGAAACGGUGACUGUUAUUCUCACGUCGACUACGACGACCACGUCAACAACGGUGGUGUUGACUCUGUUAUGGUUGCCCGUGGUGCCUUGAUCAAGCCUUGGCUAUUCGAAGAAAUCCAGACUGGCCAGUACCUGGACAAGUCUGCGACUGAGCGUCUGGCCUACAUCGAGAAGUUCGCCAAGUACGGUCUUGAGGCAUGGGGAUCCGAUGAGCACGGUGUCGGAACAACUCGUCGCUUCUUGCUCGAAUGGUUGAGCUUCGCUUACCGCUAUGUCCCUAUCGGACUUCUGGAGUAUCUUCCCCCUAAUAUCCAGCACAGGCCCCCUGCUUGGCGCGGCCGCAACGAGUUGGAAACCCUCAUGGGCAGCGGCAACUACAAGGAUUGGAUCAAGAUCACUGAGAUGUUCCUCGGUCCUGCUCACGAGAACUUCAAGUUCGAGCCUAAGCACAAGUCCAACUCUUACGAUGCUGAGGCUGAGGGCUAA
This is a messenger RNA of Penicillium salamii, 2274 nucleotides long. Lineage: Eukaryota; Fungi; Ascomycota; Eurotiomycetes; Eurotiales; Aspergillaceae. The record is from the annotation of a GenBank genome assembly.